Molecule: messenger RNA, 6686 nt
Organism: Sphaeramia orbicularis (orbiculate cardinalfish)
Lineage: Eukaryota; Metazoa; Chordata; Actinopteri; Kurtiformes; Apogonidae
Product: ras-specific guanine nucleotide-releasing factor 1-like
Exons: 27
Coding region: 551-4324 (1257 amino acids)
Biological process (GO): Ras protein signal transduction
Cellular component (GO): plasma membrane
Molecular function (GO): guanyl-nucleotide exchange factor activity
Source: RefSeq, a predicted model, not a curated record
UGGAAUCACAUGACUGUGUCUUCACAUGGUGGAAUGAGGUCCAGAGGUCCUUAAACCUGACUGGACUUGCUGGUUUGUGUCUGUUUUUGUGACUGAAUGUAGUUCUGUUCUGAUUCUCAGAUUUAGAAGCUAUUUCUCGUCUCGGAGUUUCUGUCCAUGGUUCUGAAACUGCGUGGCCGUGGACAGGUCACAUGACUGGGCUUCCUGUCAGAGAACAAGAUGCUCUGCGUGUGUGCCUGUGUGCGCGCGUGCUGGCUCUGCACGCGGACUCUUGGGUCUUCAUGAUGCUCCUGUGCUCCGGUGGAAGGCUCCGGUAAGACGGUCUGCCUCUAGGAGGCUCCCAGUGUGCUGCUGAACGCCUAAAUGGGACUCGAAGUGUUCGCUUUUCCUUUUUUCUUUGGCAGUUGCGGGCUUUAGUGUAGUAACUGUGGAUGGGUCCACUGGAGUGGGCUGCUGCCCACCAAGUCUGACUGUGUUUCGGAGCUGCUGAGAAGAAGAAAAUGUAAAAAUCUGCAGGCAGCCCCCCAGAUCCUUUGGAUUCACAGCCAAAAUGCAGAAAGGAAUGAGACUUAAUGAUGGCCACAUCACCUAUCUGGCUCUUUUGGCGAAAAAGGACGGAACGAGACGAGGUUGCUUGAGUAAAAAAAGCUCAGACAACACAAAAUGGCAUUCAAAGUGGUUCGCUUUGUUGCAGAAUAUGCUUUUUUAUUUCGAAAACGACUCCAGCUCACGCCCCUCCGGAUUGUACCUGUUGGAGGGAUGCGUUUGUGACAGGGCACCGUCACCGAAACCAUCUCUGUCAGCGAAGGAAUGCUUAGAGAAGCAGUAUUACUUCACUGUCACUUUCAACCAUGACAACCAGAAGGCUCUGGAACUGCGCACGGAGGAUGUCAAGGACUGUGAUGAGUGGGUGGCUGCCAUCACACAGGCCAGUUACAGAAACCUGGCGACAGAGCAUGAGACCCUCAUGCAGAAGUAUCUCCAUCUGCUCCAAAUAGUGGAGACGGAGAAAACGGUUGCCAAGCAACUUCGACAACAGAUAGAGGAUGGGGAAAUCGAGAUAGAGCGGCUAAAAUCAGAGAUUGCUGGACUGCUCAAGGACAAUGAGAAGAUCCAGUCAAAUCCAGAGGUGCCACCAAGUGAGGAUGACACUGAGAUCAAGAAGAUCAAAAAGGUCCAGAGUUUCCUGCGGGGCUGGAUUUGCCGCAGGAAGUGGAAAACUAUCAUUCAAGACUACAUCCGUUCACCCCACGCUGAAAGCAUGAGGAAGAGGAAUCAGGUGGUCUUCAGCAUGCUUGAAGCAGAGGCUGAAUACGUCCAGCAGCUCCACAUUCUGGUCAACAACUUCCUGCGACCGCUACGCAUGGCCGCCAGCUCCAAGAAGCCUCCCAUCACCCACGACGAUGUCAGCAGCAUCUUCCUUAACAGUGAGACCAUCAUGUUCCUCCACCAGAUAUUCUACCAGGGCCUGAAGGCCAGGAUAGCCAGCUGGCCUACACUUGUGUUGGCGGACCUGUUUGACAUCUUGCUGCCCAUGUUGAACAUCUAUCAGGAGUUUGUGAGGAACCACCAGUACAGCCUGCAGAUCCUGGCCCACUGCAAGCAGAACCGAGACUUUGACAAGCUGCUGAAGCAGUACGAAGCCAAACCCGACUGUGAGGAGAGGACGCUGGAAACCUUCCUCACAUACCCCAUGUUCCAAAUUCCUCGUUACAUCCUGACCCUUCAUGAGUUGUUGGCUCAUACACCUCAUGAACAUGUGGAGAGAAACAGUCUGGAGUAUGCCAAGUCAAAACUGGAGGAACUUUCCAGAAUAAUGCAUGAUGAGGUGAGUGAGACGGAGAACAUCAGGAAGAACCUGGCUAUUGAGCGGAUGAUUGUUGAAGGUUGUGAGGUGCUUCUGGACACAAGCCAAACAUUCGUUAGACAAGGUUCCCUGAUCCAGGUGCCAAUGAGUGAGAAAGGGAAGAUCACAAGGGGCCGCCUGGGCUCUCUGUCUUUGAAGAAGGAGGGUGAGAGACAGUGCUUCCUCUUCUCCAAACACCUAAUCAUCUGCACUCGAGGGUCAGGAGGAAAACUUCACAUUACUAAGAAUGGAGUGGUCUCUCUCAUCGACUGCACGCUGAUUGAAGAGCCAGAGGGAACAGAUGACGAGUCUAAAGGUGAGCGCAGUGGUCAGGACACAGAGCAUCUGGACUUUAAAGUGAUGGUGGAGCCCAAAGACAGCCAGCCGUACACUGUCAUCCUGGUGGCUUCAUCCAGGCAAGAAAAGUCAGCGUGGACAAGCGAUAUCAGCCAGUGUAUUGACAAUAUCCGCUGCAAUGGACUAAUGAUGAACGCCUUCGAGGAAAACAGUAAAGUUACCGUUCCACAGAUGAUUAAGUCAGACACCAGCUUGUACUGUGACGAUGUUGACAUUCGCUUCAGCAAGAUGAUGAACUCCUGCAAGGUGCUGCAGAUCCGCUACGCCAGCGUGGAGCGCUUAUUGGAGAGGCUGACCGACUUGCGCUUCCUCUCCAUCGACUUCCUGAACACAUUCCUCCACUCCUACCGCGUCUUCACCAGUGCUGAUGUGGUAUUGGAUAAGCUCAUCACCAUCUACAAAAAGCCUAUCAGUGCCAUCCCUGCACGUUCUUUGGAGCUUUUCUUUGCAAGUAGCCAGAACAACAAACUCCUCUACGGCGAACCACCCACAUCGCCGCGUGCCAGCCGCAAGUUCUCCUCCCCUCCUCCUCUUUCAAUCACCAAGACGUCCUCACCCAACCGCCGUCGCAAGCUUUCGCUCAACAUCCCCAUCAUCACAGGGGGCAAAGCCCUGGACCUGGCUGCACUCAGCUGUUCCCCCAAUGGCUAUGCAAGCAUGCACUCUACCAUGUCACCCUUCAGUAAGACCACACUAGACAUCAACAAGCUCUAUGUGUCAAGCACCAUGGCCAGCAAAAUCCCAGACGAGGGGGAGCCCAAAGCUGAAGGCAAGACUGAGGAGUCUGUCCUCAACAAGCAAGAUCUGUCGGUAAGAGAGGAAUGUGAUGAAGACCCAAGUCAGAGUGAUGAAGCAGAAGCAGAAAUGUCUCCUCCCAAGUCACCAUCAACGCCCAAGAAUGUCAAACCAAAAAACUCUGAGUUUUCCUUGUUUUCCUUUAAUAAUGGCAUGGUGGUGUCAUCUUGCCGGGAGCUGGACAACAACCGCAGUGCCCUUUCUGCCGCUUCAGCCUUUGCCAUUGCAACUGCAGGUGCCAAUGAAGGCACGCCGACCAAGGAAAAGUACCGUCGUAUGUCCCUCGCCAGCACAGGAUUUCCUACAGACCAGAGGAAUGGUGACAAAGAGUUUGUUAUCAGAAGGGCUGCCACCAACAGAGUCCUGAAUGUACUGCGUCACUGGGUCUCCAAACACUCCCAGGACUUUGAGCUGAACACAGAGCUGAAGAUGCGGGUAAUUGGCUUCCUGGAGGAGGUGAUGCAUGACCCAGAGCUCCUGACACAGGAAAGAAAAGCAGCUGCUAACAUUAUCAGGACACUGACCCAGGAAGACCCAGGAGACAACCAGGUCAGCCUGGAGGAGAUUAUUCAGACGGCCAUGGAGGACUGUAAGACAGAGCCAUUUGAGAGCCACUCUGCCCUGGAGAUAGCCGAACAACUCACACUGCUGGACCACCUGGUCUUCAAGGUCAUCCCAUAUGAGGAGUUCUUUGGUCAAGGCUGGAUGAAGAAUGACAAGAAUGAGAGGACGCCUUACAUUAUGAAAACAACGAAGCAUUUCAAUGAUAUCAGCAACAGGAUUGCCACAGAAAUCCUGCAAUGGGAUGAUGUCAACAUGCGAGUAGCGGUGAUCGAGAAGUGGGUGGCAGUGGCUGACAUCUGUCGCUGCCUCCACAACUAUAACGCUGUGCUGGAGAUCACAUCCUCCCUCAACCGCAGCUCCAUCUUCCGCCUCAAGAAGACCUGGCUAAAAGUCUCCAAGCAGACAAAGACUGUGAUUGACAAGCUACAGAAGCUAGUGUCAUCAGAGGGACGUUUCAAAAACCUGAGAGAAGCUCUGAAAAACUGUGACCCUCCCUGUGUUCCCUACCUGGGGAUGUAUCUGACCGACCUGGCUUUCAUAGAGGAGGGAACACCGAACUACACAGAGGACAACCUGGUCAACUUCUCUAAGAUGAGAAUGAUAUCUCACAUUAUCAGAGAGAUACGCCAGUUUCAGCAAACAGCAUACAAAAUUGAUCAUCAACCAAAGGUUGCAAAGUACCUGCUGGACAGCAGUACUGUGCUGGAUGAAGAGAGUCUGUAUGAAGCAUCUCUGAGAAUCGAGCCCAAAACUUCAUCAUGAAGAGGAUGUUUCUCUCUCUGCCAGCCCUCAGCCCUCACAUGGAGUGUACAGACACAAUACACUCAGUCUGCAGUUUAUCACAUGUACCUAGUGAAAUCUAAACCUCUCUAAUACAACAGUCCUGCAAUAAAUCCCCUUUUGUGAUUGUUAUAAUGUACAGUUUAUGUUAAAACAGAUCAGAGGAUAUGUGGUUUGCAAAUGCAGUCAACUGUACUGAAGCCUCACUGAACGAAAUUACUUAGUCAAAAUACUAGAAAUAUGUCAGUGCAAUGCAAUAACAAACUGCAACCUUUAAAAUAAACACAGAGUUGAAUCUAAAACUUCAAUAGUUUAUUAAGCUCUGAAUAUUACAAGCUUCGUGAGGGUAACAUUUACUGGAGGACUGGGGUAUUAGACUGCAUUACUUUGAACUCAGUGCUCCUUAAACUGGUAACUAAGUGUAUAUCAUAAUGUAGAUAAAACUAUUAUUUGUAUUAGACACAGUAGGCUGUGCCCCUCUAGUAUGUGCUCCCCAAUGGACUUGUUGUGUAUAAUUGUUACUAGAGACUGAGUAGAAGCCCAGAGAGGUUUUAUUUAUAUAGCUACAGAGUAUUUAUAUGUUAUUUAUUGUCCUAAAUACCAUUUUAUGAUGAAGUUACUUUGAACCAAAAGAGAACAGAUGAGAGAGUAUUUAGAUAUGAUAUUUAGUAAUGUCCUAAUGAGAACAUGCAGCAUAAAAAGGCUGGUGGUUACAUUUGACAUGUGAUAAUCAGCUCAGAUAUUCAAUCUAUUAUCUUCUAACAAAAACAGUAAGUCGUUCUUAACCCUUAAAGAUCUAGAACUACUUUUGUGGCCUCUUUCAAAAGAAUUAAAACUUUCCUAAGUGAAUUACCAUUUACUAUAGCAUUAUCCUCUGCAUUUUGCAGUUUUCAGUGAAAUUCCAAUAUUUUCCUAUAUUUAAUUUACUGAUCAUGUAGAUGUUCAUAAAAGAGUAUUAUAUCAAAACAGAGACAACUGAGGAAAAAGUGACUUUUCAGUAAAAUGUUUCAUAAACUGAAUGUAAAAACAAGCGUCUACAGCCACUGACACGUCACACUUCAUGUAUGUGGUGAAUCAGUGUUACAGAAGAUGAUUGUGUUUCCACAUUCACUACGGAGCCUCUGAACGCCUGAAUGGAUCAUAUGUGAUCUUGCUACAAAGCUUAGAAACUGCAUUUUACCUGAAUCAUUUCAAUGUAUUGAUAUGAUUAGUGGUUCAAAAGUUAUUAAACAAUUUUAGAUCAGUGCACUGGUUGUUUCGGGGGUUUGAGGGUUAAAAGUGUAUGAAUCCUCCAAAUCUGCUCACCCAGUGGCUGUGAUCUUUCAUAUAAGGCUCUGAAAGCAAGACAACUUCAGAAACGUUCCCCUUAAAAGUACAGAAGCUGAAUCGUACCCUCAUGUUUUAUGUAUCCACUCUACAGCAGUGAUAAAGGGUUCAUUGAUGUUAGUCGGUGUAGAUGCUGGUCUCUGACUGAGCUGGGACAUAUGUUUUCUGUUUGGAGAGAUGGUUUUUAUGCUUUGCUUAUUAUCACCUUUUUCCCCUGGUGGGCAACAUGAUGUAUAUACAGUAUAAGCACCGGGCAAUGUAUGUAGCAGAUGUAUCCAAUAUUGAGCCACUUCAGGAACUGAAAUUCCCUGCUUCUACACUCAGACAGUGAGAGCAUUGUUUUUAUUGUUAAUCCUCUUUGGCCAGUGCAUUAUGGUUUUGCCUUAAUCAUAAAAUGGAUUAUAUACCACAAACGUAUGUAAACUAUUUUGUUCUACAAUUUGCCAAUGAAGCAGAAGUAUUUGCUGUGUACAAUAUUGUGUACAGGCAGUCUGAUGCAUUUCCUAACGUGCAAUGUGUUAAAAACAUAUCCCUCGAAAUGUGUUAUCCUUAUGAUUGUUCAACUCUGUAAUAACUUUUCUGUGUAUGAUACUUUGAAACAAAUGUUGAAAACAACUUAUAAGUGUAACACAUUCUGUAUCCUGUCUAUUCAGAUGUUUUAGCAGGAACUAUACAGUAGUAAUAUUGUGCUUAUUCUUGGAAUAUUUAUAUGUAUUUUUUACAGGCUUUGUAUAGAAAAACAACUAAAGCUUGAGUGGCAGGCAUGUACCACUUUCACGUGUUCUAAUCAAAUCUAUAUCUAGAACAGUAACGUGUACUGUAUUUAAACCCUGACCCUUGCACAUGGAUCUUUACCCUCUAACAGGCACAUCAAAUGUUUGCAGUGAGCAAUACCCAAUGGUAUGAGAAUUAUUUCAGUCUAUUUCAACAGCUUGAGUAGUAUUUCCAGUUUUGUAUAAAAGUGUAUUCUUUCCUGAUUACCUCUUGUUAAUAAAUCUAUUCUUUCUCAGGGGGAAAA